Messenger RNA from Trichomycterus rosablanca, 991 nucleotides. RefSeq names its product pleiotrophin (gene ptn). Lineage: Eukaryota; Metazoa; Chordata; Actinopteri; Siluriformes; Trichomycteridae. Gene Ontology annotation, molecular function: growth factor activity. The transcript has 5 exons. The record is from RefSeq and is a predicted model, not a curated record. Bases 101 to 577 code for a protein of 158 amino acids.
CAGAGUGACAGAGAGCCAACAGCAGCAGAAAGUGGAUGAGAAGAUAAAGGGAUAAACUGCUCUGAGUGACAAAGCACCAAACUAUAACUUCAGCUAAAAAAUGCAGCAACAGUGGCUGUGUGUGGCUUUUUUGGGCCUCCUAAUGGUCACAGUUGUGCUGGCAGAAGGUGGAAAGGCAGAGAAGGCAGGCAAAAAGGAACGUAAGUCAGACUGUGGAUAUUGGCAAUGGAGUGUGUGUGUGGCAAAUGAGGGAGACUGUGGCUGGGGUACCAGAGAGGGCACCCGCUCUGGCACUGACUGCAAGCAGACCAUCAAAACUCAGCGCUGCAAAAUCCCUUGCAACUGGAAAAAGCAGUUUGGAGGUGAAUGCAAGUAUGAAUUUAAUUACUGGGGCGAGUGUGAUGUAGCAACGGGGUUGAAGAACCGAACUGGAACACUAAAACGUGCCCUCCCAGACGCUGACUGCCCCUCACCUGUCAUUGCUACCAAACCCUGUGGCAAGAUCAAGAUAAAAAAACAGGACACGCAGAAGCUAAAGCGCGACGGGAAGAAGAAAGAGCAAGCCCCAUCAGACUAGAGGGGAAAAGAGUAGAGCAGUCAUCUUCCUCCUCCUCCUUUUGCUCUCUGAUGGAACAAACAGAGAUGGCAGUAGUAGCACAUGGAUGGAUGGAGAGCAAAGAAGAAAAGAUGUGUUUCUUUUGGGUAGAACUUGUAGCUUAUUUUAGCCUUUUUAACCAUGGAUAUAUAGUACUAUAUAAUAUAUAGUAUAGUACUGAGCUGUUUAAUUAACUGCAAUGCCUAUUAGUUCUGAAAAUAUAAUAGAUAUGUACUAAAGGAAAACAUAUACUUAUGUGACCCAUGUUAAUGAUGAAGCCAGGACGAUCCGAGAAAAAUGUCUAAUUAGAUGUGAAUGCAGUAGUUUAUAAGUUAAGCAGUAUUUCCACAAUUCAUUGUAUAUUAUACACCGAUCAGCCAUAACAUUAAAACCACC